AUGAGCGAUAUAGAAGAAGACAGUGAGAUCUCCUUUGCAGUAAAAUUCCUGGGUCGCCUUGAAGUUGUUCGGCCAGAUGGCACAGAGAUUCUAAAAGAAGCGACAGCUGCCUUGGAGAAUCCUGAUAAGGACGUCAGUGAAAAGGGGAAAACAAAGAAGAGUAAAGUACACCUCUUCCUGUCAAGAGGAGGGAUAGACAUCCUGGAACACAAAACAAAGUUUAUGUUAUAUUCAUGUCCCAUCUCCACUGUGUCCUCCUGCGCUGUUCACCCAGCUCGACCCAAAAUCUUGGGAUUUGUGGCCAAGCAACUGGCUACAGAUAUGUACCAUUGCUACGUCUUUCAGAGCAAGAAGUUUUCUCAAAUACUCGUGUCCUUAAUAGGAGAUGCUUUCCAGGCUAGCAGGCAGAUUGAAAACGUGAGAGGCGGCCGUGACCUGGUUGUGGAGGCUUUACGACACAAGAAUAAAGUGCUUCAGAGAGAGAAUGCAGAGCUAAAGAGGAGACUUCAAGAGAGAGGAGAUGGCAGCAUAGACAGACCCCAGCAUAUCUAUGAGAACUCAUCUGACUUUGACAGUAACAAUCCUCUCGCUGUCUCAGAGAGGUCAAAUUUACAGGGUAUGGAUUAA
Chanos chanos (milkfish) is the source of this 627-nucleotide messenger RNA. Its product is annotated as PTB domain-containing engulfment adapter protein 1. The coding region runs from base 1 to 627 and encodes 208 amino acids. The transcript is spliced from 7 exons. The record is from RefSeq and is a predicted model, not a curated record. NCBI's taxonomy places the organism in Eukaryota, Metazoa, Chordata, Actinopteri, Gonorynchiformes, Chanidae.